GCAAUAUUCAAGGAAACCAAACGGCCAUCACGGGAAAUGCAACUAACAAUAUCACAACAACUACAAUUGGAUCCUACAACGGUUGCGAAUUUUUUCAUGAAUGCCCGUCGUCGUGGUCAUGAUCGUUGCAGGCAAGAAGAAGAACAACAAGAACAACAAGAGCAACAACAACAACAACACCAACAACACCAACAACAACAACAACAACAACAACAACACCAACAACACCAACAACAACAACAACAUCAACAGCAAUUACAACAACAACAAGAACGACAGCAAGAACAGCAACAGCAUCAAUCAGAACAACAACAACAACAACAACAACAACAACAACAACAACAACAACAACAACAACAACAACAACAACAAGUGGUACUUAAUUCUAACACAAAUAGUGAAACAAUUCUCGGUCCUAUACCACCACCUCCACCUGUUUUCGAGCAGUUAUAA
This is a messenger RNA of Acanthocheilonema viteae, 453 nucleotides long. The record is from the annotation of a GenBank genome assembly. NCBI's taxonomy places the organism in Eukaryota, Metazoa, Nematoda, Chromadorea, Rhabditida, Onchocercidae.